This is a messenger RNA of Closterium sp. NIES-67, 903 nucleotides long. The record is from the annotation of a GenBank genome assembly. Lineage: Eukaryota; Viridiplantae; Streptophyta; Zygnematophyceae; Desmidiales; Closteriaceae.
CCAUCCGUUCCUUCGCCGUUCCAGUUCUCCUUACCUCUUCAGAGCUCGCCAGGAGAUCCAUCCUGUGCACACCUGAGUCUAAUCGAUCGCAUGGCUCCCACCGUCUCUUCACGAGGCGCGCUCGUCCUCGGGCUGCUCUUCGCUUCCGCGCUCCUCACUCUCGCCGCCCGACCGAAAUGCGUGCUGUACUCGAACUGGGACUUGUCGGACAAGCAGCAGACGCAGGCGAAGAAGGGCGGCAAGUCCACCAAGUCUCUGCCUACCGGUAGACUCAUCUUCAAGGAAUACAAGGGCGACUCGGACGAGUCGUUCGACCUCUCGGUGACCGCGGAUUUGAGCAAUUUCCCCGAGCCCCCGUUGGGCAUCGUGGUCGGCAAGGGCAAGUUCGGCAGCAACACGGGCGUGUCGUGGUGGAUCAACAAGCCGUGGAGCGGCGGCGGUGGCAGCUACAAGCUGGACUUCAAGCUCAGCGCCAUCGAGAAAAUGACGCCACGUGGCGGCAGCGGCAGCAUUCUGGAGGUGCUCCAGGCCGUGGAUAAGGGUGUGGUGUCGGACUACUACACUGCUGUUCUCACCAAGUCCAGCAAGAAGUCUGGCGGCCUUGUUGGUGGCGGAUUCGUCAAGGGCUUCCCCAAUAUCCUGCCCAUGUUCAGUUGCUAGAGCAAGCGCUUGGGCGUCCGCCCAGGCCCUUACAGGAAAAUGAUACGGGAAUCAGCCCACUGAAUAAAAGUUGCCUCCACAGCUGCAUUUGGCGUUAGACUUGUUUUGUACUUUUAAAAGCUAAUUAUACGCUAUGCUAUAUGUACCACUGCCAUAGUCAGUCUGUUUGCAUCUUGACUUUAGGAUAGCUAUGGUAUGUGGCUUGAUGAGAACUUGCCUAUGUUUGUAUGAAGUGGCUGUACA